AUGCAACUCACGUGGAAGAACAUCCCGGCUGUUCCAGAGGCCAAUGACCUCUUGGAUAUAGUGCUAAACCGCACGCAGCGUCAAACUCCUACCAUUAUUAGGCAGGGGUUCAAAAUUACAAGAAUUAGAGCAUUCUACAUGAGAAAGGUGAAGUUCACAGCAGAGGGAUUUGUUGAGAAGUUCGAUGCGAUUCUUCAGAGCUUCCCAAAUAUUAAUGAUCUACAUCCGUUCCACAGAGACUUGAUGGACACCUUGUAUGAGAAGAAUCACUACAAGGUUUCAUUGGCUUCCGUUUCCAAAGCAAAAACGUUGAUUGAGAAAAUCUCGAGGGACUAUGUUCGUUUGUUGAAGUUUGGACAGUCUUUAUUCCAGUGUAAGGAGCUCAAGAGGGCAGGUCUCGGACGUAUGGCGACAGUUGCGAAAAAGCUAAAGGACCCAUUGGCAUAUUUGGAGCAGGUGAGGCAGCAUUUGGGACGACUCCCGUCGAUCGACCCAAGCACGAGAACUUUGGUGAUUUGUGGAUAUCCAAACGUCGGUAAGUCGUCAUUUUUGCGCUCAGUGACCAAGGCAGACGUCGAUGUUCAACCGUACGCCUUCACAACAAAAUCUUUGUAUGUGGGUCACUUCGACUACAAGUAUCUUCGUUUUCAGGUUAUAGAUACGCCGGGAAUUUUGGACCGGCCGACCGAGGAGAUGAACAACAUAGAGAUGCAGUCAAUUUAUGCGAUUGCACACUUGAGAUCGUGCAUUUUGUACUUUAUGGAUCUUUCCGAGCAGUGCGGAUUCUCGAUUGAGGACCAGGUGAAGCUUUACAACUCCAUCAAGCCGUUGUUUGCCAACAAAUCGGUGUUGAUUGUGGCGAACAAGGCCGAUAUUAUACGUGUUGAGGACCUAGAUGAGGACAGGCAGCAGCUAGUGAAGUCGAUGCUCGAUGUUCCGGGUGCCGAGUUGGUGCAGGCCUCAUGCUACGACCAGGAAAACGUGAUGCCAGUGAGAAAUAAGGCCUGUGAGAAGUUACUCGCCUCAAGAAUGGAGCAAAAGCUAAAAGGUGCUGCUAGAGUGAGCAGCGUUCUCAACAAAAUCCACGUUUCCAAACCACAGCAAAGAGAUGACGUCGAAAGACCGGCAUACAUUCCGGAUGCUGUAAAGAGUGUCAAGAAGUACGAUCUGGCCGAUCCUGAUAGGCCAAAGCUUGCAAGAGACAUCGAGGUGGAAAACGGUGGCCCUGGUGUGUACAACGUGGAUCUGAAGGCCAAGUAUUUGCUUGAAGAGGACGAGUGGAAGAAAGAUGUGAUGCCGGAAGUUUUGGACGGCAAGAACGUGUACGACUACUUGGAUCCGGACAUCGCCGAGAAGCUACAGGCGCUCGAGAGGGAGGAGGAGCAGUUGGAGAAAGAAGGAUUUUACGACUCGGAUGACGAAGAUGAGGCAAAUGCGUACUUGAGCACUCCAGAGGCCCAGGAAAUCCGCGAGAAGGCCGAGUGGAUCAGAAAUAAGCAAAAGACGAUGAUUAAUGAUGCCAGACAGAGGAAAUCCCUCAACAACAGAGCUAUAUUGCCCCGGUCGAAGCUCACGAGGUCGUACAAGGACAUGGAGAGCCCAUGCACAAAGUUGGACACGAUACUAGUAGAGCCAAAGGUGUCUGGUGCCGAUAUUAUGCGUGCAUCAAUGAUUUCCGACGCCAAUUCUUCGGCUUUGCAACCCGUUGGCAAGUCCGACAGGCUUCAUGCUGGUGUUAACGAUGGUAUGUUGCGUUCGAAGGCCGAGAGAAUCGCGAAAUUGUCCAGAAGAGCCAGAAACUUGGAUGCUCGUGUGGGUGAGUCUGACAGGAGAAUCUAUGACGAGAUGCCAAAGCACUUGAAUUCGGGUAAGCGUGGAAUUGGUAAGACGCAGAGGCGUUAG
Messenger RNA from Brettanomyces bruxellensis, 1902 nucleotides. RefSeq names its product Nucleolar GTP-binding protein 1 (gene NOG1). Gene Ontology annotation, cellular component: nucleolus. The record is from RefSeq and is a predicted model, not a curated record. The transcript is spliced from 2 exons. Gene Ontology annotation, biological process: ribosomal large subunit biogenesis. The coding region runs from base 1 to 1902 and encodes 633 amino acids. Gene Ontology annotation, molecular function: RNA binding; GTP binding; GTPase activity. Lineage: Eukaryota; Fungi; Ascomycota; Pichiomycetes; Pichiales; Pichiaceae.